Trichoderma virens Gv29-8 is the source of this 740-nucleotide messenger RNA. RefSeq lists its product as uncharacterized. The record is from RefSeq and is a predicted model, not a curated record. The transcript has a single exon. Bases 24 to 698 code for a protein of 224 amino acids. NCBI's taxonomy places the organism in Eukaryota, Fungi, Ascomycota, Sordariomycetes, Hypocreales, Hypocreaceae.
UCCCCUCGACUCAAUCCUUUAAAAUGACCCACAGCUUAUAUGGAAUUCAGGAUCUUACGCUAGCUAGUCUUAUUCCAGACUAUCGGUAUCCGCAUCUGGACGCAUUAGCUCCUCGAGUUGUCGAACCAGGCAAGGAUUUUUCUGUUUCCUCGGAUUAUAAUAUCCAUGACAUUUUUCAUUCAACUCCCAUAUAUGCUUCCCGGCCCGGACGUCGAUUGGCAAAGUGGUUCCGAUUCUCUUCCGAUGCCAAUUCAGAGAACGACAUAACGCAAUGGCGGAUGCAAGCCCAAGAAUCUCGACUGUACAUGCUACGACAACCGCAGGCCAUAUUCAAGGAUCUAUGCUUGAAUUCCACUGUUCGUCAAUGGCUGCAGGAAACUUUUGAGAACAGAGCAGAUGCCUAUUUUCUAAUUGGAUAUCGUUCAGUAAUCAAUGCAACGCUAAUACGGCAGGAUAAAAACGCUACCGAACAGGGAAGUUAUAAGACUACUGGUGAGCGUAUUAUUGCGGUCUGCUAUCGAAAGGUCACUUUUAGGUUUCUAAAGAAAUCGGAUAGUGCAUCCCUAGACCGAGAUAAUUGCUGGAGGCUAUUCUCUGAUGAUCGCGGCGAUGACAAUGAAGGUGAUGUGAUGUUGGAGGCAGAUAUAAUGGAUGGGGAUGACAUUGAUGAAUGUGAUGUAAGUGAUUUAGAAGAUUAGCUAGGCACCAGUAAAUACGAUCUUUCUACCUUGAGUAUUUUC